GGAAUUUCGGCGAGGCAUUUGCGGUUGCUAAGCAUGGAGAAGAAGUCAAAGGUUGUUUAGACAAGGUGGAUAAGUGGCGUCGUGCUCUGAUGGAAAUAAGCAAUUUAUCAGGAUGGGAUUCACGGAAUAUCAAGCAUGCAUGACUUGCUACAACAAAUGGGCAAGGAUGUUGUUUGUGAGGAGUCCAAACAACUUGGUACACGCAGCAGGUUGUGGAAAUAUAAGGAUAUUUGUCAUGUAUUGACAAGAGACAAGGGAACUGAAAAUAUUGAAGGCAUAUUACUUGAUAUGUCUGGAAAUGGAUAUUUGGAGCUAAGUCCCACAGCUUUCAUGAACAUGUGCAAUCUUAGAUUCCUCAAAUUCUUCAAUGUUUCUACAUCCAGACCAGGACGAGUGCUUCUACCUAGUGGCCUUGAAUUUCUACCAAAGGAGCUAAGGUAUCAUCAUUGGGAAGGGUACCCUUUGAAAUCCUUGCCAAUAAAUUUUUGCCCGAGAAAUCUUGUAGAGCUUCACAUGCCACGGAGCAACCUCAUCCAACUCUGGAAUCAAGAGAAGGCUCUUGAAAGUUUGAAAUUUUUAGACCUCAGCUACUCUUUUGAGUUAACUAAAGUUCCAGACUUGUCAAGUGCCCCGAAUCUUGAGGUUUUAUGUUUGAGAGGAUGUAGCAACUUGAUUGAGAUUCCUAGCAGCGUUGGCUAGUCUAAAUGUCUAAAAGAAAUUGAUCUCGAAUACUGCUCAAAACUGCAUAGUAUUCCACAAAGCAUCUGCAAUUUGAAAUCUCUUACACACCUUUAUAUCUCAGGCUGUUUGAAUGUCAAAGCAUUGCCAGAGAACAUGGGGGAUCUAGAAUUGCUGAAGAAACUUUAUAUAUCUGGAAGUGGAAUAAAAACAUUACCAUCCUCCAUCAAUCAAUUGAGAAGAUUGGAAGAGUUAAGAUGUGCGAGAUGUGAAGGUUUGACAUUGCCUCCUUUGACAGGACUGUCCUGUGUGAGGGAAAUUGAUUUAAGUGACUGUGGUAUAUUAGAAAUUCCCCUGAGUCUUUGGUUUUUAGUGUCAUUGGAAGAGUUAGAUUUAGGUGGAAACAAUUUCAAGGCGACACCUGCAAGCAUUAAACAUCUAAUUGAGUUGAAUUGGCUUGGAUUAAAAGGUUGCAAGAGACUUAAAUGUUUACCAGAGCUUCCGUCAUGCUUAGAAGAGUUAGAUGCGUCAGAUUGCACAUCUUUGGAAUCUGCAUCAACUCCAUUCCUUUUCUUAGAACAUCAUGAUGAAGAAGAAGAAAAACGACUUGAGUUUCGUAAUUGCAUCAAUUUGGAUAAGAACGUAAAUGAUAAUGUAAUGGAGGAUGUAUUGAAGUCGCAUCUGUUAAAACACAAG
Molecule: messenger RNA, 1374 nt
Organism: Manihot esculenta (cassava)
Lineage: Eukaryota; Viridiplantae; Streptophyta; Magnoliopsida; Malpighiales; Euphorbiaceae
Product: disease resistance protein RPP2A-like
Exons: 4
Coding region: 136-699 (187 amino acids)
Biological process (GO): defense response
Molecular function (GO): protein binding
Source: RefSeq, a predicted model, not a curated record